Molecule: messenger RNA, 1507 nt
Organism: Racocetra fulgida
Lineage: Eukaryota; Fungi; Glomeromycota; Glomeromycetes; Diversisporales; Gigasporaceae
Source: the annotation of a GenBank genome assembly
AUGUCAAAGAACACAUCGACAGAAAAGCUUGAAGAUGCUAUUUCAAAACAAAAUAUAAAUUUUAUUGAAUAUUCAGAAUUUCAUAAUUCAGAACAUAUUGGUACAGGUGAUAUUAAAGAGGCAUUAAAAAUCUUGAAAAAAAUAGAUGAAAGUCUGAAUAUACCUGCACAUGUUAAAGAUCCCGAGAAGUGUCCAAAAACUGAUAUGACAAAAGGGCAGAAGAUAGAUAGUCAUCUUAAGAUAAAAUCUGACGAAAUAGUUAGUAAUCAGUAUGAUAAGGCAGAUGAUAAUAUGCAUGAUAUUGUUGAAAAAAUUGAUAACUUCAAAUUAUUUCAAGAAAAGCAGAAAGAGACAAAUGAAUUAAGAAAUAAACUAACUCAAAAGACUCCAUCUAAGGAAGAAAUAAAUAACUUAAUAGAAAGUCAAAAUUUAUAUCAUGGCUUAGUUAUUGACAUGCAAGAGAUAAAUCUCGCAAGUGCUUCAUCAUGUACCUAUAAAGCACAGCCUAAAAUCAGCCCAUUAAAUGCUGAAAAGUUUCAAGCAAAACUAUUGCUUUCACCAAAUCAAUACCCGCAAAUUGAAUUGAAUUUUGAAAAAGAAAAAAUGUUGCCAUCUUCAGAGUUAUGUGCCGCUGUAACAAAGUCUUUGAAAAAUCAUAAUCCUCACUACGAAUUAAUGAAAAUAUUUGAAACCUAUGGUCACUUCUUACCUAAACGGAUCAUUAUUGGGUAUAAGUUACAUAGAAUGUCUUCGUUAAUUGUGAAAGAUUCACCAAAAUCGCAUGUUCAAGAAAUCGACUUCGAUGUAAUGGAUUUUGAAAAGUGUGACAAUAUUUUGAAUAAAUGGGAAUGUUAUAUAAGGCCUCAUGAUUUUGAUGCAACUUAUUUGAUAUCAGUUGAUGGAGAAACAGUUAUGAGGAAUGAGCUUGAUAUGUGGAUGAAAAACUAUGUUAAAUCUAUAUUUGGAAUCGAUGAAAUAGCAAAAAAUUUUGGAGUUAAAGAGAAAGUGCUUAUUACAGGGGUAAUUCCAAUAGAACAAUGUGCUUAUCAGUAUCGUGUAAAAUUUCCUGUUAAUUUUAAAUCCAAUAACUAUCAAAUUUUUGGAAAACUUGUGAAACAUGAUGGAGAACAAAUCUCUGAAGCAGUUAUCAUGUUCAAAUCUACUAACAAAUAUGGAUUUUCUGCAAAGAUUGAAAAUUUUGAAAUAUCUGAUACAAAUACACGAGACAUUGACAUAAUCAGUUUUGAUAGCACUUUGAUUACACCCUCAACUAAUAGUGAUAAUUGGAAUGUAAUGCUAGAAGUCCCAAAGGGUUUAUUAAGUCAUAAUAUUCUUUUUACUUCGUUUACAUACCCUCUGUCGAAUCAUGAGCCAAAUUUCAUAGCAACUUUGCAAGGUUAUGAUAACGAAACGAGAGAAAUUGAUGUUAAUGUGUAUAAUCCGGAAUUUACUAAUAGAUCUAUCGAUGAGAAUUUUGAUGAUGAGAAUUUCGUUUCUGAACAGAAAU